AUGCCUGGAAUAGCCAGGAAACUUCUCAUAUCUGCUGCCCCUGAUGGCCUCAUAAUCCAACCACUUUCCGCCAAAGGCCAGAGGCCGUUUCACCCGCUCAGGAUAGGCUACGGAGAUGCCAUCAUAUCCACGGCCUCAAGGGAGCAGGUGCCCGACUCAACACCCCCCGACUCAUCGUUCGAAGCAUUUGGCAUCAUAGGGCUAUUCACUGUCUCGAGACUCAGCUAUCUCGUUACAAUUACCAAACGCCAGCAAGUAGCUCAAGUUUAUGGUUCUCCAAUCUAUGUUGUGACGGAGGUUGCGUUGACACCCUGCUCAUCUCGGGAUGAUGCGGAGGAGGCUGUCAAGAAUACUUCAGUCUCAUUACGAACUGAUGCGCCUCAAUCAGCCUCGAGCGAUGGUGGAGAAGAGACCGAUGAGGAUGUCGAAGUACCAGCCGCCAUCGCUGAUGACAUUGACGACGCCAUUGCGGAUGAUGAUUCAGGGCCGAACUCGACCCGAAGCAGCGUGGCCGAGGAUGUUAUUCGUAGGCGAGGUAGCUAUGGAAGAUUUGCGCAGCGCUGGUUCAGUGGAAGCGGGUGGACUUUGGAGCAGAAGAGGUCCAUGGGAAUGAGCAACUCGCCAACCCUCCCGCCAGUAUCAGCCAAAGCCGUACCAGUCCCGGACAUUGAACCAAUCACCCAGACUCAGGUCUCCAACUUACUUCCGAAGCUUCUGCGGACAGCUCAGAUUCUCUUCGGGGCCUCACGUAGCUUUUAUUUCUCCUACGACUUCGAUAUCACCCACAGCCUCGAGCACAGGACGAGGUCUACAAACACUGACACACCGCUCUAUACUCAGGUUGACAGAUUUUUCUUCUGGAAUAGACAUGUCAUGCAACCAUUUAUCGAUGCUGGGCAGGAUUCUCUAGUUCUGCCUGUUAUGCAGGGAUUCAUUGGCGAGCGAGAAUUCGCUGUUGACCGUAACCCGCCCCAGAUCGAUGAGUUGGCCAGAGAUUCCGUGGAACUGUGCAACCUCUCACCUGCCGAGGCUCAGAAAAAUCAAGAAUGGUUGGCAAAAUUAAAGACGAAAUCCAGCCGGAGAUCAUCGGAAGAGAGUUAUACCGUCAUCUUGAUAUCACGUCGCUCGACUAAGCGUUGCGGCCUGCGUUAUCUUCGACGAGGUAUAGACCAGGACGGGUUCACCGCCAACACAGUUGAAACCGAGCAGCUCCUCUGUCCCACUCAAUGGAGCCCUUCGGGUCGUGCGUAUUCUUUCGUGCAAAUACGAGGCAGCAUUCCCUUGUUCUUCACGCAGUCUCCCUAUUCCUUCAAACCAGUGCCUGUUUUACAGCAUUCGGACGAGGUAAAUAGGAGGGCCUGUCAGAAACACUUUGAAAAAUUGCUUCGUAAUUAUGGCGCGAUUCAGAUUGUCAACCUGGUCGAAAAGCAUGGCAUUGAAGAACCCAUUGGCACCCGAUACGAACGUACUGUCUCAUACCUGAACAAUUUGGCUCAGGGGGACAGGGACGAGGAGUCUGGGUCACUGGAAACAUGGCCCGCCGGAAAGACAUUGGAUUUCGAAUGGUUCGAUUUCCAUGCAGCAUGCCGUGGUAUGAGAUUUGAGAACGUGAGUAUUUUGCUGUCUAGUAUGAAAAACAGACUCGAGAGUUUCGGGAGCACAAAAGCCGAGGGGGGCAAUAUUGUUCAAAACCAGUUGGGUGUCUUACGAACCAAUUGCAUGGACUGUUUGGAUCGCACCAAUGUCUGCCAAAGUUCAUUUGCAAAACACAUCCUGGAGGUGCAAUUGAAAGAAGAGGGAUUUGAUAUGAGUGCACAAAUAGAUCAAGAAACGUCUUGGUUUAAUACUCUCUGGGCCGAUAACGGCGAUGCUGUCUCGAAGCAGUACGCAUCAACCGCAGCCAUGAAAGGCGAUUAUACUCGCACCAGAAAAAGAGAUUAUCGCGGCGCACUCAACGACCUUGGAUUAUCCCUCGCACGCUUCUACAGCGGGAUGGUAAAUGAUUACUUCAGUCAAACAGCCAUAGAUUUCCUCCUAGGAAAUGUAACCGACGGGGUUUUCGAUGAGUUCGAGGCUGAUAUGAUGACGAAAGAUCCAGCCGUAUCGAUGAAUAAGAUGCGGGAGCAAGCUAUCAAUCUCUGUCAAAAACGCGUAGUAGCAGAUGAGACAGAGGAAUACCAUGGCGGGUGGGUUCUUUUGAGCCCCAAUGCGUCAGACCGGAUCAAAUCAGAUCCUAUGGAAGAAGUUGUCCUCUUGCUUACGGACGCCGCUCUCUAUCUCUGCCGCUUUGACUGGAACCUGGACAAGGUCUCGUCGUUUGAGCGCGUUCACCUUGCGAGCAUCACGGGCAUCAAACGUGGCACAUAUAUCACAUCUACUAUAUCCACAUCUCAGACCGAUGAGUCGAAAAACGUUGGAUUCGUAGUCUCAUAUCAGCCAGGAAAGACCGAUAUCAAACGAACCAACACACGAACCUUAUCAAGCAAGGGAGACUUGGUCCCUGGUCCCCGAAGCGAGGAUAAAGGUUCCAAUAAGCCGCUCAGCCUUGUUACGUUGUUUUCGGGUGGCUCGAAAGCUCCUCCUCCUGCACGAAUCAUUGCCUUCAAGGCACCGUAUACGGAGUCAUCCAUAGUUGCUUCGGGCUCUGGCCCGAACCAGACGGAACCGCAGCAGGUAUCCAGCAUCUGCGCAGAGAUUGAACGCCUUACACUUCAGCACCACCUACACAAGAGUAAUGAGGAGAGGAAGGGGGUUGUAGAGGACGGGGACAUCAUUUCUUUGGAAGAGGCGAAGCGGAACACCGGCUUGCUAGAGCAUUUGGGACAUUCCAUCAAAAAACUUGUUUGGGCGUAA
Clonostachys rhizophaga is the source of this 2853-nucleotide messenger RNA. The record is from the annotation of a GenBank genome assembly. Lineage: Eukaryota; Fungi; Ascomycota; Sordariomycetes; Hypocreales; Bionectriaceae.